AGCCUGUCCCGGUAAGGGGAGGAGAGAACAGGGAGCAGAGGCGGUACUUUCUCCGCUGCUCGUUUCUCGGCGCUGGAGAUUGUGGGACCAGGGCUGGAGAGACCGCCGGGGAGCAUCACAGAUCCAGUCCAGCACGGAGCCUCGCCUGGCCGACCCCUGCGCCGUGCACUCUUCUUGGGGACUGCACAACAUUCCUGUGAAAUAUAACUGCUUUUAAUGGCAUGUGGCUUGUAACUUUACUUCUGCUGUAUUCUUUGCAAGAAGUCAACAGUGAGGAUGUUGUCUCUACACGGCUGUACUUUGUGAACGCCUCCCUGCAGCGGGUGACCUUCUCCAGCUCGGUGGGGGUGUCCCUGCCCUGCCCUGCGGGCGGCGCCCCCCAUGCCGUCCUGCGCUGGUACCUGGCCGCCGGAGACGACAUUUACGACGUGCCCCAUAUCCGCCACGUGCAUGCCAACGGCACCCUCCAGCUCUACCCCUUCUCUCCCUCUGCCUAUAACAGCAUUAUCCAUGACAAUGAGUACUUCUGCACUGCUGAGAACCAGGCAGGCAAGAUUCGAAGCCCCAGCAUUCACAUCAAAGCAGUGUUCAGGGAGCCCUACACAGUCCGUGUGGCCGACCAGCGCUCCAUGCGAGGUAAUGUUGCUGUGUUCAAGUGCCUCAUCCCCUCAGCUGUCCAGGAGUACGUCAGUGUCGUGUCCUGGGAGAAAGACACAGUCUCAAUUGUCCCAGCCAUGUCUCUUCCUCUAAUUGAUGGUUUGCUGGUGUUGCCGUCGCACCCAAGGGAGGAAGAGGAGGCCAGGGACUCUAAUGCUGCUGUGUCCUCCCAUUAA
Molecule: messenger RNA, 833 nt
Organism: Sphaeramia orbicularis (orbiculate cardinalfish)
Lineage: Eukaryota; Metazoa; Chordata; Actinopteri; Kurtiformes; Apogonidae
Product: Down syndrome cell adhesion molecule-like protein 1 homolog
Exons: 5
Coding region: 222-833 (203 amino acids)
Source: RefSeq, a predicted model, not a curated record